AUGCAAACCGCAUUGAUUCGUGGAAAUGAAUCCAAUCAUAUCUUAAAAUGUCGUGAAUUAUUCCAACAGUUUAUUGUGGACAUGUACGCGAAAGUCGAAAGUGAACGUCUUCUUUUCAUUCGCUUAAAUCAAAAGAAGCUGCGCGUUGAAGAAUACGUUCAUUUACGUGAUGCAGUUGCUAAUGAUGGAAACAUUGGACAAAUGGUAAUUUUACCUGUAACAUAUACAGGAAGCCCGCGGCACAUGCACGAAUACGGGCAAGAUGCUAUGACGUACGUUCGAAAGUAUGGACGAUCAGACCUAUUCAUCACCUUCACUUGCAAUCCAUCGUGGAGUGAAAUAACCGAAUUGCUUUUUGCAGGCCAGAGCUCAUCGCACAGACAUGAUCUUCUGGCUCGAAUAUUCAAGCAAAAGCUAAUAAGUCUUAUGAAUGUCAUCACGAAGAAUUUUGUUUUUGGAGAUACCAGAUGCUGGAUGUACUCAAUUGAAUGGCAAAAGAGAGGCUUACCACACGCUCACAUUUUGAUUUGGUUGAAGCAAAAAAUUAUACCUACACAAAUUGAUAGCGUUAUAUCAGCCGAGCUUCCAAAUCAAGCCGAAGAUCCCAUUCUUUUUGAAAUAAUCAAGAAAAAUAUGAUUCAUGGGCCAUGCGGUACUUUUAAUCCUAAUUCACCAUGUAUGCAAAACGGCAAAUGCACAAAGCGAUAUCCACGUGAGUUGAUUACUGAAACUCAAACUGGAGGUGAUGGAUAUCCUCUGUAUAGGCGAAGAAAUCCCACUAAUGGUGGAUACACAACUACUAUUAAGAUGCGAAGUGUAGAUAUCGACAUAGACAAUAGAUGGAUCGUGCCAUACUCGCCACUACUUUCAAAAAUGUUUAAUGCUCACAUUAAUGUUGAGUAUUUUAAUUCGGUAAAGUCCAUAAAAUAUAUUUGUAAAUAUGUUAACAAGGGCAGUGACAUGGCAGUAUUCGGAUUAGCAAAUCGAGGUGAUGAGAUCACGCAAUAUCAAACAGGGCGCUACAUCAGCAGUAACGAAGCAGUAUGGCGGAUAUUUGCAUUCAAUAUUCACGAACGAUAUCCAACGGUUCAACAUCUCGCUGUUCAUUUGGAAAAUGGUCUGCGGGUUUACUUCACCGAAGAAAAUGCGCAAAAUAGAGCAGAGCAACCACAAAACACAACACUGACUGCUUUUUUCGAAUUGUGUACAUCCGAAAAUUUUGCUAAAACGUUGCUGUAUCAAGAUGUACCCAAAUAUUAUACUUGGAACACAUCGACAAAAAAGUUCAACAGAAGAAAAAGAGGUGCAAUUGUUCCAGAGCAUCCCGGUAUAUAUUCGUCCGAUGCAUUGGGACGUGUGUAUACUGUUCAUCCAAAUAACGCCGAGUGCUAUUAUUUGCGGUUGUUGCUGCAUACAAUCAAAGGGCCGACAUCAUUCCUUGCAUUGAAAACCAUCGACGGAGUAGAAUGCCAAACGUACAGAGGAGCGUGCUUUAAACUGGGCUUACUUGAGAAUGAUCAGAAUGGGAACACAACUCUGACCGAAGCAUCACUCACGUGCCAUCCAAAGCAAAUACGAACUUUGUUUGCGAUAAUCUUAACAACAUGCGCACCAUCGAAUCCUCGACAACUGUGGGAAAUGCAUCGUGAAAGCCUCAGUGAACAUAUUCUAAGACAAGCACGUGCAAGCGAUCCAAGACAUUUUCAAUGA
Rhagoletis pomonella (apple maggot) is the source of this 1710-nucleotide messenger RNA. RefSeq lists its product as uncharacterized. The transcript has a single exon. Bases 1 to 1710 code for a protein of 569 amino acids. Lineage: Eukaryota; Metazoa; Arthropoda; Insecta; Diptera; Tephritidae. The record is from RefSeq and is a predicted model, not a curated record.